AUGGGAAACCGAGACCCUAAGUUGAUCAAUUAUAAAGAGCUGGUUCUUGAAUUGAUUGACGAGUUUGAUGACAUUACUUUCUGUUAUCUCCCACGACAUGAAAACCAGAUGGCUGACGCACUGGCUACUCUAGCCUCGAUGAUUAAGGUGAACAAGUUAGAAAUCAUGAAGCCUAUUCAGAUGAGCAUAUAUGAAGUUCCGGCUCAUUGCUACAAUAUUGAAGAGGAGGGAAAAGAUGAUCACCCUUGGUAUCAGAGUAUACUACAAUAUGUGAAAAAUCAAAAAUAUCCUGAUCAAGCGACAGAAAAUGACAAAAGAACACUGAGAAGAAUAGCCAUUGAAUAUGUCUUAGAUGGGGAAGUGCUGUAUAAGAGAGGGAAAGACCAAGUGAUGUUAAGAUGUGUAGAUGUCGUGGAGGCUAGGAAGAUCUUGGAAGAAGUCCGUGAGGGUAUUUGCGAACCCAUGCAAAUGGUUUUACAAUGGCCAGACAGAUCAUGA
Messenger RNA from Gossypium raimondii (Peruvian cotton), 498 nucleotides. RefSeq lists its product as uncharacterized. The record is from RefSeq and is a predicted model, not a curated record. Gene Ontology annotation, molecular function: nucleic acid binding. NCBI's taxonomy places the organism in Eukaryota, Viridiplantae, Streptophyta, Magnoliopsida, Malvales, Malvaceae. The transcript has a single exon. Bases 1 to 498 code for a protein of 165 amino acids.